UUGCGUGGUUGUCAAACCUAUUCUUCCACAUGGUUUGUUCAUUUUUCCAUAAUUUUAACGCAUAGUUUUUAAUUAAAUAUUUUUUAUUUGUUAAACGUUAUUAUCCGAGAUAUGUCGGUCACACGGGUCGAUUGUGACAAUUUGGAGAAAAACCCGGAGUGUCCGCACGGGCCGACACUCCUCUUUACCAGGAUCGUCAAAGGGAGGCCGCAAAGGUUCUUCGCCUGUUCCGCGUGCAGGGACCGGAAAGAUUGCCCUUUUUUCCUCCUCGAGGGCGAAAAGGUCACGGAAUCAAAAUUGCUAUCCUGGAAAGUUCUUAGGGAUGAGCUGAACCCAGAUGUAAGUCCUGAACUUCUGAGGACGGCCUAUGAAGAGGCCAAGUCGCAGGAAGCAGCUGAGAGGACGUUCUGUUACGAUUGCGGCAGGUUCGUCGUAAGCGAACUGUCCGAUCAUGCAACUCACGAGAUGAAGAAAAAAGUCUCGGAUGAGGCGAUGUUGAUACCAUCGAAGAUACUCGAUCCGAAGCAGAACGACAAGAAAGAGGCGCAGUUCUGGUUUGACAAGUCCACAAAAGACUUCAUAGUCCGUUCCAUCAAAAAGUUAAACAUAGACAAUGUCCUCUGCAUCGGAUGCCCGACGCUACAUGAGAUCCUUCAUUGCGACAUGCCCUCAUUGCUCCUCGAUUUAGACUACAGAUAUUAUUCGUUUUACGGAGAAGAUGAAUUUCUCUGGUUUAACAUGUUUAACUUUCAUUUCAUGCGUAAACCCGAGGAGAGCAAAGAAGCUCUUAGAAAACAUCUAUCCAAGGAUGUUUGCGUAGUUAUAGACCCGCCGUUUGGCGCACGUCUCGAGCCAAUAUCGUAUUUGUUAAAAAAGCUAAAAGAAAUGUGUGCCUUGCAGUUACAAGUCUUCCUCGUCCUGCCUUAUUUCAUGGAACCCCAGGUGGUCAGACACCUGAAAGGAUUCGAGAUGCUUGACUUUGUCGUCGAUUACUCAAACCACACCAAGUUCAGGUCAAAAGGCAAGCCCGGUCCUGUACGACUGUUCACAGACGCGGACCCGGAAGUUUUCGAGAUGCCCAGAGAAUCGGGAUACUGGUUUUGCGCCGAGUGCAGGAGGUGGAGGGCGCAGGGAAACAGGCACUGCAAUAACUGCAUGACGUGCACUUCGAAAAACGGCGAAAGCUACCUUCACUGCCCCCUCUGCGAUAAAUGUGUGAAAAAGACCUGGGCACACUGCGUCCUCUGUGGGAUCUGCUCUUAUCCGGAAGGUCACACCUGCCAGAAACAGGGCAACAAAGAGAGGAAAAUAGAAAAACACAAUAAAAAGAAGAAACGUUGAGUCGCUGAAAGAAAUAUGUAAAUUGUACAUAUCAUUCUUCUCAAUAAACCUACAAUUUUAUUAA
Molecule: messenger RNA, 1405 nt
Organism: Cimex lectularius (bed bug)
Lineage: Eukaryota; Metazoa; Arthropoda; Insecta; Hemiptera; Cimicidae
Product: zinc finger CCHC domain-containing protein 4
Exons: 1
Coding region: 112-1341 (409 amino acids)
Biological process (GO): rRNA methylation
Cellular component (GO): nucleolus; cytoplasm
Molecular function (GO): rRNA (adenine-N6-)-methyltransferase activity
Source: RefSeq, a predicted model, not a curated record